AUGCACACUUUGAGCCCCAACUCCACCAAGCCACCUCGAGAGAAGACAAACGGACGACUGACCGGCCCUUCACGUAUGCAGAUUGCCCGAAGAUUGCAGGGUCGUUUGGCUCUAGCACACUUCAAGACCAAGCACGGCUGGGAGGACCUGACCCUCGACACCAUCGAACCCAAAUAUGCAGAAGUCCAGAAGACCCGCCUGCCCGACGGAGAUGUCCUGUCCGACUCGUCCUCCAGCACAUCAGAGCUGCCAUACCCCACGAGGGGCCUCAUGAGCUCGCCACUCAAGGCACCGCUGUUUUCGGACGCCAUCGGCUCGAGCAACGGCAGCACAGGCCAUCGCAAGCGCACCUACAUGGCAUCAUUCGACAUGGCCAUGUCGAGUCCAACCAAACGCUACCGUUCUUCGCCGACGGCUCACAGAUCCUUCAAUGGACACACUUCUCUCAAGGCACAACGCCAACUGAUACAGUCCUCGCCCAUAAAGCCCCGCAGGCAACAGCAUUUUACCACUUCUACGGGCCCCGAUGUCUCCUUCUUCCAGGGGACCCGCCGGGUGUCGGUGGACCUGGCCUCGCCCAACUUCGCCGCUCCCCCCUCGGACGACGAGGACGACCUCCUGCCGACGCAUUCUUUCCAAGUCAACCACAGCCGGUCGUCGCCGCCCAGCACGCCGCCGAUGCGCAACCGACCGGUGAACCGCCGAAGCAAGGGGAAGACCGAUGAUAGCAAGGAGGAGGGUGCAGACUUGCUGCUCUAUCUAGCGGCGUCCCCUUCGCCGGCGGUUCGGUCUUCCAAGACCAUGAUGGAACCGCCAUCUACACCGCCGCCCAAGAGGGAUCUCGCCCUCCCCUCGUCCAUGAUGACCACCCCAGGAGGGGGAAGCAACCUAUUGUUCCCAGCCACCCCGGGACAGCCCUUUGAUUUCUCCGACUUUGUCAAUAUCACGCCGAGCCCGGCCCAAAAGCCAUGGAAGACACCGGUGGCCCUCACAACAGCCAAGACACCGCUUACUGUGGCAAGGAGACGACUCACGUUCGAGGAACCAUACCAUGGAUUGGUAUGA
Messenger RNA from Neoarthrinium moseri, 1065 nucleotides. RefSeq lists its product as uncharacterized. The transcript has a single exon. The record is from RefSeq and is a predicted model, not a curated record. The coding region runs from base 1 to 1065 and encodes 354 amino acids. Lineage: Eukaryota; Fungi; Ascomycota; Sordariomycetes; Amphisphaeriales; Apiosporaceae.